Molecule: messenger RNA, 3125 nt
Organism: Mangifera indica (mango)
Lineage: Eukaryota; Viridiplantae; Streptophyta; Magnoliopsida; Sapindales; Anacardiaceae
Product: phospholipase D beta 2-like
Exons: 10
Coding region: 1-3036 (1011 amino acids)
Biological process (GO): phospholipid catabolic process
Cellular component (GO): plasma membrane
Molecular function (GO): D-type glycerophospholipase activity
Source: RefSeq, a predicted model, not a curated record
AUGGAAAAUAACCCGAAUAAUGAUAACAAGCCAUAUACUUACCCUUAUGAUCCUCCUCCGCCUCCUCAACUAAAUUAUGGGCAUCCACCACCACCUCCACCACCGCCACCGCCACCGCUACCGCUUGAUCCAGAUCCAUAUCACCAAUCUCCUUAUCAGUAUCCGUACAAUUCUCCACAACCGUACCUCCAACGUCAUAGCAACUUUCAAUAUGGCUCGUCACAUUACCACUAUCAGCAACCUGAAACUGAUCCCCCAUUGCGGGCUAGAGGCGAUAGUUUGCCUAAUUUUCAUAGGCUGGAUGCUAUAUCUAAUAGAGAUACUCUUCCUACAAUUGAUGAUCACAUGAGUAAGAUCCGAAUAUCUGAUACUAAUCAUGAUAACAAAAAUGAUAAUUGCCCAUCUGUCCCUCCUUCGUCACCUGCACCUUCAGUGCCACUAUUGCCUGAUUUCCCUUUAAGUCAUCAGAGUUCAAAUUUGAACAGUCAUGGGGGUUUUUAUGGAAAUAACAAUGAUUCCUUCUCGAGUCACUAUGAAGCACCUUCAGAUUCUUUUGAUGGAUCUCAACAUAGUCCAAGUUCACAGAUUGUGCCAAUGGGGUCUUUUAAGGUUUUGCUCUUACAUGGAAAUUUAGAUAUUUGGAUCUACGGUGCUAUGAAUCUUCCGAACAUGGAUCAGUUUCAUAAGACUUUUGGGGAUGUGUUUGGGUCACAGAUGAGUGAGAAGAUUACUAGUGAUCCAUAUGUUACAGUGUCAGUAGCAGGUUCUGUGGUUGGAAGGACCUAUGUGAUAAACAAUAACGAAGAUCCUGCUUGGCAGCAACAUUUUUAUGUUCCGGUUGCACAUUAUGCUGCCGAAGUGCGUUUUUCUGUUAAAGAUAGUGAUGUUGUUGGAUCAGAGUUGAUAGGAGUUGUGGCAAUUCCAGUAGAACAAAUAUACUCGGGUGCAAAGGUUGAAGGAAUCUAUCCAAUCCUAAACGGCAGUGGGAAACCUUGUAAGCCUGGAGCUUCUCUGACUCUUUCAAUACAGUACACCCCGAUGGAGAAUCUGAGCAUAUAUUAUCAAGGAGUAGGAGCAGGUCCUGAAUAUAUUGGUGUCCCUGGCACAUAUUUUCCUCUUAGGAAGGGUGGUACUGUAACUCUUUAUCAAGAUGCCCAUGUUCCCGAUGGUUGUCUCCCACAAAUAAAGCUUAAUCGUGGAAUUUAUCGUGAGCAUGGGAAAUGUUGGUCUGACAUCUCAACUGCCAUAAGUGAGGCACAUCGUUUAAUCUACAUAACAGGAUGGUCAGUGUGGCACAAAGUUAAACUGGUUCGGGAUGCUGGUCCGGCAUUUGAUUCCACCCUAGGGGAGCUUCUAAGAUCAAAGUCUCAGGAAGGAGUAAGAGUGCUACUUCUUGUUUGGGAUGACCCUACUUCAAGGAGCAUUUUGGGUUAUAAGAUGGAUGGAGUCAUGCAAACCCAUGAUGAGGAAACACGUCGUUUUUUCAAGCACUCAUCUGUGCAAGUACUUCUUUGUCCCCGCAUGGCCGGAAAAAGACAUAGUUGGGCCAAACAAAAGGAAGUUGGGACAAUCUAUACACACCACCAGAAAACAGUCAUAGUGGACGCUGAUGCUGGAAAUAAUAGAAGGAAAAUCAUAGCUUUUGUCGGUGGCCUUGAUUUAUGUGAUGGGCGGUAUGACAACCCACAUCAUCCUAUUUUUAGGUCAUUGGAAACACUACAUAUGGAUGAUUAUCACAACCCUACCUUUACGGGAAGUACUGUUGGUUGCCCAAGAGAACCUUGGCAUGACUUGCACUCUAGAAUUGAUGGUCCAGCAGCAUAUGAUGUUUUAACCAACUUUGAGGAGCGCUGGCUAAAGGCCGCAAAACCUCAUGGGAUCAAAAAGCUGAAAAUUUCAUAUGAUGAUGCUUUGCUCAGGCUAGACCGAAUUCCAGAUAUCAUAAGUGCAGCUGAUUCUCUUUCUAUUGAUGCAGAUGAUCCUGAAGGUUGGCAUGUUCAGAUUUUCCGUUCAAUUGAUUCUAAUUCAGUUAAAGGCUUCCCAAAGGAUCCUAAGGUUGCUACAAGCAAGAAUCUAAUGUGUGGCAAAAAUGUACUCAUUGACAUGAGCAUACAUUCUGCAUAUGUGAAGGCUAUUCGUUCUGCUCAACACUUCAUUUAUAUAGAGAAUCAAUAUUUUAUUGGGUCCUCAUAUAAUUGGAGUACAUAUAAAGACUUGGGUGCUAAUAAUUUGAUUCCUAUGGAAAUCGCUCUUAAGAUUGCCAAUAAAGUCAGAGCGAAUGAGAGAUUUGCUGCAUAUAUAGUUCUUCCAAUGUGGCCUGAAGGUGUUCCAACUGGUGCUGCUACACAGAGGAUUUUAUUUUGGCAGCACAAAACCAUGCAAAUGAUGUAUGAGACAAUUUACAAGGCUUUAGUGGAGGUUGGGCUUGAAGAUGCAUUUUCACCACAAGAUUACUUGAACUUUUUUUGUCUUGGCAAUCGAGAGGCUGUGGAUGGGAGUGAACCUACAAUUAUGGGAAGUCCUCCCGCCGUAAAUACCCCUGAGAUCCUUAGUCAAAAGAGCCGUCGGUUCAUGAUUUAUGUUCAUUCUAAAGGAAUGAUUGUUGAUGAUGAAUAUGUACUACUGGGAUCUGCAAAUAUCAAUCAACGAUCUAUGGAAGGCACAAGAGACACAGAAAUUGCAAUGGGAGCCUACCAACCCCAAUAUACAUGGGCUAGAAAAUUAUCAAACCCAUAUGGACAGAUCUACGGAUAUAGAAUGUCACUAUGGGCAGAACAUCUUGGAACUAUCGAGGAUUGCUUUAUGGAACCAGCUAGUUUGGAAUGUGUAAAAAGGGUUAGAACAAUGGGGGAGAUGAACUGGAAACAAUUUGUAGCAGACGAUGUAACGGAAAUGAGGAGUCACCUUAUAAAGUAUCCUCUUGAAGUUGAUCGAAAGGGCAAGGUGAAGCCAAUUCCAGGACAUGAAACAUUCCCAGACGUAGGAGGAUGUAUAACUGGUUCAUUUUUGGCCAUUCAGGAGAAUCUCACCAUUUAAACAACCCAAAUACCAAGGUAAAUAGUCAGAAAUUGGACACAAAUUCAAAAAUCAUUUGUGUUUUGUUUGUUGAGGGUUGGGGGAUAUAA